UUGCUAGUUUUGUAGAGGAAGACUAGCAACUUGAGGAGCGGUAAAGAUACAAAGAUAUCAUCAAAAGAUGUUGGCGAGUAGAAGCCUCGUCUCCUCCAACUUCCUCUACUUUCCGCCCAAAACCCCCAAUUGCACAAGAACCAUUUCUUUAAUUUUCAAGAAAGCCGCCUCCUCCUCCUCCACCAUUAAUAACGUGAGACCUAUCAAAGCAAUGAGAUGUUCACCUCCAAUUAACAAAACGGGGCGGUGUCUUCAAAUCUGCCACAGCUCUCAAGACCCAGAAGAGAAUGAGAUUGAUGACAACACUCAAAGUGGUGGUGCUGGUGGAAAUUGGACCACUUCAGUCUUGCUAUUCUUCUUGUGGGGUGGACUGAUGUUUUAUAUCUUCAAUCUUGCACCUAACCAAACCCCGUCAAGGGACAUGUAUUUCUUGAAAAAACUCCUUAAUUUACAAGGGGAUGAUGGAUUUCAUAUGAAUGAAAUGCUUGUUUCACUUUGGUACAUCAUGGGCUUGUGGCCAUUAGUCUACAGUAUGCUGCUGCUACCAUUUGGAAGAAGCUCAAAAAGCAUAAUUCCUGUCUGGCCAUUCCUCGUACUCUCCUGUUUUGGGGGUGCAUAUGCUCUUUUUCCCUAUUUUAUUCUUUGGAGACCACCAUCUCCACCUAUUGAAGAAGCCGAGCUUAGCAGAUGGCCUUUAAAUUUUCUUGAAUCAAAAUUGACUGCUGGGCUAACGAUUGCUGCAGGAUUAGGCUUAAUCAUUUACGCAGGAUUAGCUGGCGGAGACGUGUGGACUGAAUUUUACCAGUACUUUAGAGAGAGCAAAUUUAUCCAUUUGACUUGCAUUGAUUUUUCUCUGCUAUCAGCAUUCGCUCCAUUCUGGGUCUACAAUGAUAUGACUGCUAGGAAGUGGGAUGACAAAGGAAUUUGGCUUCUUCCUGUAUCAGUGAUUCCAUUCUUAGGUCCUUCACUAUAUAUCCUACUAAGACCAUCGCUGUCAGCGCUGCCUAUAUCAUUGAGCUCAAGCACAACAGAAGAAAACUGACUGACUUUGCAUAAUCUUGAGAUGCUCUUCUGUGCUGUAUACAGUGUUAAUUAGCUCCAUAAAUUUUGAGUUAUUGACCAGAACAGCAUUUCUGUUUUUUUUGUUACUCUUGAUACACAAAUUUCAUUCUUAAAAGGAAUUUAUAUUGGAACAAUUAAUUGUGUCUUUUUUUUUUUUGCUUAAUCGGGUGUUGUGGUGUAUCAUUACAUAUAUGAGAUAUAUAUAGAAAGUUGGCUGAUUGAGUUUAGAUAA
Molecule: messenger RNA, 1294 nt
Organism: Daucus carota subsp. sativus
Lineage: Eukaryota; Viridiplantae; Streptophyta; Magnoliopsida; Apiales; Apiaceae
Exons: 6
Coding region: 68-1042 (324 amino acids)
Source: RefSeq, a predicted model, not a curated record